UUGCGUGGUUCAGAUGGGCAUAUAGUGUAAUUAAGGAUAAAAAGCAAUGGAAAAUAAAAACUAAUAGCGAGAUAAUGUUUGAAGUUUUAAUGACACGUAAAUUAUUUUUGAGAGUUCUUUAUGGAAAGCUUUUAUGGAGCGAUGAAGACGAUAUUGAAGGUUUGGUUAAAAGCUUAGUUUACAAGUCCUACAGAUUGAAAUUAUUAAUUGAAGAGAAGAAAAAUUAUAAACCUAAAGUUGGUGAAAAUUAUGAAUAUUAA
Molecule: messenger RNA, 260 nt
Organism: Meloidogyne enterolobii
Lineage: Eukaryota; Metazoa; Nematoda; Chromadorea; Rhabditida; Meloidogynidae
Source: the annotation of a GenBank genome assembly